AUGAAUCGUCAAACUUUUAAUUCUUUUUUAUUUGUUCUUUUAUCGAUUUUACUUGCAUUAACUAUUACUGUUAGUGCCCGUAUUAAUAUACCUAUUAACAAACAUGCUAAUAAACAUGAUAAUAAACAUACGCCUACAAAAACUAAAUGCUCAACACCAACACCAAAACCGACAUGUUGUCAAUCACGUGGUAGUCCAGGGUGGAAUGACAAAUUUCAUCUAGCUAGUGGUGGUGGAAUUGAUUAUACUAAUAUUACUACCGCGCAAGAUUGCUGUAACGCAUGUAUAGCGGAUCCGAAUUGUUUUCAAUGGUAUUUUGUUUCUGGUGUUAGAUGUCUCAUAGACAACCGUGAUGCUUGUUCACACGUAACCAUAACGCCAAGCGGAGACAUAACGCCAAGCGGAGGUGUUGCAGAAGGUGGUAUUAUUCGUUGUAGUGAUGGUAGUGGCAGUGAGUGUAUACCUUAA
This is a messenger RNA of Racocetra fulgida, 468 nucleotides long. Lineage: Eukaryota; Fungi; Glomeromycota; Glomeromycetes; Diversisporales; Gigasporaceae. The record is from the annotation of a GenBank genome assembly.